AAACUAAGCCUAAAUCAAAUCAAGUUGCGACUAUCUUGAAUCUCGAUGACGUCGAUUUGAUAUUUUGUUGUUGUCUUAGCCGGUUCACUAUUUUGAAACCAGGUGUUUUACUUAUCCUUAGUGUUUUACUAUGGCCCCAAAAUUAACUCCCACACCUUUAACGUCCCUUCGUGUCUCUCGUCACUUUAUCCCAGCGCACGGGCUUAUCCCCAACACCAGCAUCCAAAAUAAACCUCUAUUACACUAUCACGAGGCCUUUCCUCCUUCUACACUUACUGCAUCAGCUAUAGAGUCCCAUCUCACAACAGUCGGUGUCGUGGAUCCUCAGUGGCGGUAUACUAUGUAUUCCACCACCCACUUUCAUUCUACUACGCAUGAGCUAUUAUGUAUUAGCAGCGGAAAGGCGAGGCUUUGCUUCGGCGGCGAGGAUAACCCCGGAAAGGUGGAAAAAGAGGUUCAGAAGGGUGAUGUAUUGGUCGUGCCCGCCGGCGUUGGGCAUAGACUAUUAGAAGAUCUUACAGGCGGGUUUGAGAUGGUGGGCUCCUAUCCCAAGGGUUACAACUGGGAUAUGUGCUACGGCAAGAAGGGAGAAGAAGCUAAGAUACAGAACAUCCAAAAUCUGCCGUGGUUCGAGAAAGACCCGAUCUAUGGAGAUAAGGGACCCGUGCUUGAGAAUUGAAACUUUGAAAAAGUGAUAUCUAUAUUGUCUACCUAAUGGCACAUUUACUAUUGAACUUACUGCUUUGCCCCAAUUGUAAAUGAAAUAUUGGUGUUUGCCUGUGGCAAUGGCUGUGCAUACCGGGAACCAACGAUUAAGUCGAAGACCAGAUCAAGGGAUCCAAAACUUUGGGAGUAUAUACCUUUUCCGUAAGCUGAUAAUGAUUCGA
This is a messenger RNA of Daldinia caldariorum, 887 nucleotides long. RefSeq names its product RmlC-like cupin domain-containing protein. The transcript is spliced from 3 exons. The record is from RefSeq and is a predicted model, not a curated record. NCBI's taxonomy places the organism in Eukaryota, Fungi, Ascomycota, Sordariomycetes, Xylariales, Hypoxylaceae. The coding region runs from base 131 to 679 and encodes 182 amino acids.